Molecule: messenger RNA, 1123 nt
Organism: Merops nubicus (carmine bee-eater)
Lineage: Eukaryota; Metazoa; Chordata; Aves; Coraciiformes; Meropidae
Gene: DECR1
Product: 2,4-dienoyl CoA reductase 1, mitochondrial
Exons: 10
Coding region: 1-984 (327 amino acids)
Biological process (GO): fatty acid beta-oxidation
Cellular component (GO): mitochondrion
Molecular function (GO): 2,4-dienoyl-CoA reductase (NADPH) activity
Source: RefSeq, a predicted model, not a curated record
AUGUCGUGCACGAUAGUGUCAAGUGACGGGGACAGGUCUCAUGGAUUUUUCAGCCGUGGGCCAAAUGUGCUGCUUCAAGACAGCAGUGCACCGCAAGCUGCGUUCUUCUCACCUCUUCAAAAAGUGAUGUUGCCACCAAAUACUUUUCAAGGGAAAGUGGCCUUUAUAACUGGUGGAGGUACUGGGAUUGGCAAAGGGAUGACGACAACUUUGUCCAGUUUAGGUGCGAAGUGUGUUAUAGCAAGCCGGAAGCUUGAUGUUUUGAAAGGAGCAGCAGAAGAAAUUUCUUCUAAAACAGGGAAUAAGGUUCAUGCCAUCCAGUGUGAUGUGAGAGAUCCAGUUUCAGUGAAGAAUGCUGUUGCCGAAAUAAUCCAAGUGGCAGGACAUCCUGAUGUUGUGAUAAACAACGCAGCUGGAAACUUUAUUUCCCCUUCUGAACGACUUUCUGCUAAUGCAUGGAAAACAAUAACUGACAUUGUACUCAAUGGUACUGCUUUUGUAACUCUGGAAGUUGGAAAGGAGCUCAUUAAAGCACAAAAAGGAGCAGCAUUCCUGGCUAUUACAACAAUUUAUGCGGAGAGUGGGUCGGGAUUUGUGUUGCCGAGUGCCUCUGCCAAAGCUGGUGUCGAAGCAAUGAGCAAGUCUCUUGCGGCUGAAUGGGGUAAAUAUGGCAUGAGAUUCAAUGUGAUUCAACCAGGCCCAAUCAAAACAAAGGGUGCUUUUAGCCGCCUUGACCCGACAGGUGCAUUUGAGAAGAAAAUGAUUGAGAGGAUUCCCUGCGGACGUCUGGGAACUGUAGAAGAAAUUGCAAAUCUUGCUGCCUAUUUCUGCAGUGACUAUGCAAGCUGGGUUAAUGGAGCAGUUAUUAGAAUGGAUGGCGGAGAAUAUGUUUCUAUGGCAGGAGAAUUCAAUGAUUUGAAGAAGGUUACCAAAGAGCAGUGGGAUAUGAUGGAAGCAAUGAUUAGAAAAACAAAAGGCUCUUAAAGUACAGAACUGUAUGGUGGAGACUAUUGGAAAUGAACCUUAUAUACUUUUUCAUGAACAUUUAGAAUUAACCAAUUGAGAAAUAGCCUUCAAAAUAUUUUGUAUACGAAUUUCAAUAAAAUAUUUUGAAAUUGUCGUA